AUGGUUGCUGUACCAACCAAUGGGUUGGGCGUAGUCCCUCCACGCGUCUACCACUUUUUCAAGAACAGCACCAUUGUUGAUCGUGUCCAGUCUCCCUGGCCAGGGUCCCUCGAAAUCAUCCCCUGUCUGGCGCUCUUGACAGUCCUUACUUUGUUCUUAAUGCUUGCUCAGAGCUACUUUUCCUCGAGAGUCAAGUCGUUCCCUGGACCCUUCGUCACCAACUUCACGGAUCUCUGGCGCUACAUCAAGACUGCUAGCGGUCAAGCUCAUUUGGUGCAUGCUGAUCUCCAUCGCAAGUAUGGUUCUGUUGUUAGGAUUGGGCCAAACACUCUGAGUCUUUCCGAUCCUUCGUUGCUGAGGGUCGUCUACAACACCAAGAAUCCAUGGAAGAAGAGUCGCAUGUACGCUGUGCAAGAAUCAGUUCGUCCAGAUGGUACUCCUCAACCAAAUCUGUUCUCUACUUCAGAUGACCAAUGGCAUGCGACAAUGAUUAGGCCAAUUGGUCAAUACCUUGCAUCAAACACAAGCAUCCUUAAAACUGAAAAGUUCCUGGACGAUUCGAUCAGCUUGUUGAUUAACGUUUUGAAGGAGAAAUUUUCAAACGCAGCUUUGCCUUGUGAUAUUGCCGAUGUCUUCACACGCUUCUCAUGGGAUGCCAUGGGUUACACCACUUUCGGCUCUUCUCUUGGAUUCCUCGAUGGCUCUCUCAAAGACUCAGAGAAGCUCCUCCAAGAUUCAGACCGGGAUUUUGAGUAUUUUGCUAGGACUUGUCAAAUGCCUUGGCUUCACUACUACCUGAAGACAAACCGAAUUGCACGAGCGUUUAAUGCACCGCAAUUGGAAUGGGCCGUCAAGCUCAGUAUUGAGCAUUACACCAAGCGUCUUCAGAUGCGCAACGCAUCGGACGCAAAGAAGCCUGCCUCUGGACAAGAUCAAGACUUCCUUGACAAAUACCUCGAAGCCCAGCAAAAGUAUCCUGAUCUCAUCGACGACUACCAGAUGAUCAGCUAUCUCUUGACCAACACCGUUGCUGGCAGCCAUCCAACUGCAUACACUCUGACUGCUAUGGUGUACUACGUCCUCAAGACUGAUGGCGUGUUAUCCAAGAUCCAUAAAGAGCUCAAGUCCGCCUCAUUGUAUGGUCGCAACGGUCCGAUCAGCUACGCAAUCGCCAAAGACCUACCUUACCUCGAAGCCAUAGUCCGUGAAGCCAUUCGAAUCCAUCCUGGUUUCGCUCUCGCCUUGGAACGUGAAGUCCCCGCAGAGGGCCUGAGCCUCCCCGAUGGUAGAGUCAUUGCUCCCGGAACAGUUGUUGGUAUGGAUGCAUGGGUGAUCAAUCGUAAUGAGAAAGUCUUUGGUCCCGAGCCCGAUUCCUUCAAACCUGAACGUUGGUUGCGAUGCCCUGGAGAAUCGGAAGAUCAUUUUGCUGCUAGACGUCGGAAAAUGUUUAAUACUGUGCUCUCGUUUGGUACUGGAACACGCGUAUGUUUGGGUCAACAUCUUGCACUUAUUGAAUUAUACAAGACUGCAGCAAGCUUCUUUGCGAACUUUGAUAUUGAGCUCGUCGAUCCCAAACAGGAAAUGAAAGUCGUCUGUGCCUGGGCCAUGCGUACGGAAGACGUGCAUUUGUACUUGCGCAGCACCAGCAAACUGGCCAAGGAAUCCCUAGUCGAGGUGUAA
This is a messenger RNA of Talaromyces stipitatus ATCC 10500, 1680 nucleotides long. RefSeq names its product benzoate 4-monooxygenase cytochrome P450, putative. The transcript is spliced from 5 exons. NCBI's taxonomy places the organism in Eukaryota, Fungi, Ascomycota, Eurotiomycetes, Eurotiales, Trichocomaceae. The record is from RefSeq and is a predicted model, not a curated record. Gene Ontology annotation, molecular function: monooxygenase activity; heme binding; oxidoreductase activity, acting on paired donors, with incorporation or reduction of molecular oxygen. Bases 1 to 1680 code for a protein of 559 amino acids.